Messenger RNA from Diceros bicornis minor, 963 nucleotides. Its product is annotated as keratin-associated protein 10-12-like. Bases 145 to 963 code for a protein of 272 amino acids. Gene Ontology annotation, cellular component: keratin filament. NCBI's taxonomy places the organism in Eukaryota, Metazoa, Chordata, Mammalia, Perissodactyla, Rhinocerotidae. The record is from RefSeq and is a predicted model, not a curated record. The transcript has a single exon.
GCUCUCAGCAUCAACAAGGAAGGGAGGGCGUCCUGGGGACAACACAAGCCAGGGAGGGGUAUAAAAGCCCAGAGCCCCGGGCACCGCACACAUACUCACUCACACACUCACACUCACACCCUCCUCCAGCCCCACCGCCCCACCAUGGCCGCCUCCACCCUGUCCGUCUGCUCCAGCGACCUGAGCUACGGCAGCCGGGUCUGCCAGCCCGGGUCCUGGGACUCCUGCCCAGGCUCCUCCUGGCAGGUGGACGACUGCCCAGAGAGCUGCUGCGAGCCCCCCUGCUGCGCCCCCAGCUGCUGCGCCCAGGCCCCCUGCCUGACCCUCCUCUGCACCCCAGCCAGCUGUGUGUGCAGCCCCUGCCAGUCAGCCUGCACCAGCUCCUGCACGCCCUCCUGCUGCCAACAGUCUAGCUGCCAGCCCUCCUGCUGCACCUCCUCCCCCUGCCAGCCGUCCUGCUGUGUGCCUGUCUCCUGCACACCUGUCUCCUGCACACCUGUCUGCUGCAAGACCGUGUGCUGUGUGCCCAUCUGCUCUGGGGCCUCCCCCUGCUCAGACCCCUCUUGCUGCCAGCAGUCUAGCUGCCAGCCUUCCCGCUGCACCUCCUCCCCCUGCCAGCAGGACUGCUUUGUGCCCGUCUGCUCCACACCUGUCUGCUCUGGGGCCACCUCCUGCCCAGCCCCCUCGUGCUGCCAGCCCACCCCCUGCCCCCCGUCCUGCUGCAGACCCUCCUCCUGCGAGUCCCUCAUCAGCCGCCCUGUGUGCAGACCCUCCUGCGUGUCCCUCAUCUGCCGCCCCGUGUGCAGGCCCGCCUGCUGCGUGCCCGUCUCCUCUUGCUGUGCCCCUGCCUCCUGCCAGCCCAGCUGCUGCCGCCAGGCCUCCUGCAAGUCCCUGCUCUGCCGCCGCAUGUGCUCCCGCGCGGCCUCCUGCGUCCCCGCCUCGGCCCACAAGUCCUGCUGCUGA